Neolamprologus brichardi is the source of this 3109-nucleotide messenger RNA. It is a transcript of the gene klhl12, whose product is annotated as kelch-like family member 12. Gene Ontology annotation, biological process: COPII vesicle coat assembly; protein monoubiquitination. Gene Ontology annotation, molecular function: protein binding. NCBI's taxonomy places the organism in Eukaryota, Metazoa, Chordata, Actinopteri, Cichliformes, Cichlidae. The record is from RefSeq and is a predicted model, not a curated record. Gene Ontology annotation, cellular component: COPII-coated ER to Golgi transport vesicle.
UACACUCACGUAAUGGUCUGUUUACGUCCAAUCUGUGGAGUCGCUGCUCUGCUGCUGCUACUGUGACCUGCUGCAGUUUAGUCAACGGGAUAUUAUAGCUGGAUAAAAAUCCCAUCGGGAUUUAAUAUGAUGCCGUUCCGAUAUAUGUGCCCUCACGGUGCAUAGAGUGACCCGGCAGAGGUCGUCAUGGAGUAGCUGUAGUUGAGGGGCUUUGUUAAAGGCAGUACGACUUGGAGCAAAGAACUGGGACAGGGAGACUUUGGUGCUACUAACGUUAGCUAGCUGAGCAACUUAGCUAGACGUUUUUACUGCUGCGACAGGUAUUAUUACAAGUUGUUUUGUGUGUGUGUGUCGCUCCAUGUGUUGUCUUCUUCUGGCCGUCAGCUCACUUUAUAUUGCUGUGUCUUCGUAGUUGUUAUUGUUAGCGUUGGCGUUAGCCGUCAGCUGUCGUUGGCUGCUGCUAGCUAAUGUGUAGCUAUAGUUAUUGCCUCCCAGUGGUGGAAAAAGUAUUCCGAUCUUUUAACGAUUCAUUUAGUAGUUUGAGAUCCAUAAGGGAUUCUCAAAGCAGCAUGGCUCCCAAAGACAUCAUGACCAAUUCCCAUGCCAAAUCCAUCCUCAAUGCAAUGAACUCACUUCGCAAGAGCAACACACUCUGCGACAUCACUUUGAGGGUGGAGAACACUGAUUUUCCAGCUCACCGAAUUGUCUUGGCUGCCUGCAGUGACUAUUUUUGUGCCAUGUUCACUAGCGAGCUUGCAGAAAAGGGGAAAUCUUUUGUCGACAUUCAGGGGCUCACGGCAUCCACUAUGGAGAUCUUGUUGGACUUUGUCUACACAGAGACUGUGCUUGUCACGGUGGAGAACGUACAAGAGCUGCUCCCUGCAGCGUGUUUGCUACAGCUCAAAGGGGUGAAAAGAGCGUGUUGUGAUUUUUUGGAGAGCCAACUCGAUCCUUCCAACUGUCUGGGCAUUCGAGACUUUGCAGAGACGCACAACUGCCUUGACCUGAUGCAGGCUGCUGAGCUCUUCUCCCAGAAGCAUUUCUCCGAGGUGGUUCAGCAUGAGGAGUUCAUGCUGCUGAGCCAGACAGAAGUGGAAAAGCUAAUAAAAUGUGAUGAAAUUCAGGUGGACUCGGAGGAGCCUGUAUUCGAGGCCGUGUUAAAUUGGGUCAAACACAACCGCAAAGAGCGGGAGCCCUACCUGCCAGACAUGCUGGAGUUUGUUCGGAUGCCGCUGCUGACCCCCCGCUACAUUACAGAUGUCAUUGAUACUGAGCCUCUCAUUCGGUGUAGCCUGCCAUGUCGAGACCUUGUUGACGAAGCCAAGAAAUUCCACUUAAGACCGGAGCUGAGGAGUGAGAUGCAAGGCCCGCGCACACAAGCCAGAUUAGGUGCCAAAGAAGUCCUGCUGGUUAUCGGUGGGUUUGGCAGCCAGCAGUCACCAAUAGACAUAGUUGAAAAAUAUGAUCCCAAAACUCAAGAGUGGACCUUUCUGCCUAAUAUUGCACGGAAAAGGCGUUACGUGGCCACCGUUUCUUUGCACGAUCGAGUCUAUGUGAUCGGGGGCUAUGACGGCCGGUCGCGGCUCAGCUCCGUGGAGUGCCUGGACUACACAGCAGAUGAGGACGGUGUUUGGUACACCGUCGCCACCAUGAAUGUUCGGCGAGGCCUUGCUGGAGCUACAACACUUGGAGAUAUGAUCUAUGUUGCUGGUGGCUUCGAUGGCAGUCGGCGUCAUACCAGCAUGGAGCGGUAUGAUCCAAACAUCGACCAGUGGAGCAUGCUGGGUGAUAUGCAGACAGCUAGAGAAGGAGCUGGUUUGGUGGUGGCCAGCGGGCUUAUAUACUGUCUAGGUGGCUAUGAUGGGCUAAACAUCCUGAAUUCGGUGGAGCGGUAUGACCCACACACAGGCCACUGGACUAGUGUCACACCCAUGGCCACCAAACGGUCAGGGGCCGGUGUGGCUUUGCUCAAUGACCACAUUUAUGUAGUGGGAGGGUUUGAUGGCGUUUCACACCUUGACUCCGUCGAAGUCUACAACAUCAGAACAGACUACUGGACCACUGUAGCCAGUAUGACGACUCCUCGGUGUUAUGUAGGAGCCACCGUUCUCCGAGGGCGACUCUACGCCAUCGCCGGAUAUGACGGGAACUCUCUCCUCAGCAGUAUCGAAUGUUACGACCCAGUUAUCGACUCUUGGGAAGUUGUUACCUCGAUGGCGACCCAGCGGUGUGACGCGGGCGUCUGUGUUCUACGAGAAAAGUGACGUUUGCCAAGAACCACAAGAGGAAAAGCAAGCGGGAGGGCAGGCUGCUAAACUGUGCUUAAAUGCCUCUAAAACACAGCCGCAAAGGGAGAUGUCUGUUCACCAGUAUUCAAAUAGAUACCCUCAAAAGAUUAUGAAGCGCAGCAGUUUGGGCCGCCUCCUCCAAAGGACGGUUAACCCUCCGCGACUCGGACCGUGCUACAGAGAUUCAGCUUCACCGUGGUAGACUUACCUCAAAAGAGGCCUCCAAGAAGCCCAUCAGGACAUGCAUGACUCUCUUCUGUGGUACUUGUGUCUGUCGUUACCUGUGAGAUUAUUUUUUCAUUUUGUCUUCAAAGUGCAAUAUAUUUCUACUCAUGAUAAGAAAACAAAAUACAGUGGAGCAGAUUCAGGCUCCAGUUGCUGCUAUAUGCCUUAUGACAUUGGCCUACAUCAAGCGGUGAGCAUCCAUGUUGCCUCCCAUUUGACUUUGAUGAUCGUUGCCCUACAUUAGCUUGUUAUCGGGUGAACUCAUUUGGCAUUUGCAACGUCGUUAAUGAGUCCGUAAUUCAACCCCUACCCGUAAACAGUGCUUUUUAAAUAAAAUAACUUUAAUAUGUUUCAUACAUAUUCUCUCUCGCUCUCUCAGAAGAUAUAUUUAGAGAUGUUUUUGUUUUAGAAAAUGACUGAUUUGUACCCAUUGGUUCUUGAUUCAUUUGUUCCUCGAUUUGGCAACUUUGAAAAUUCAAGUAUGAGGUGCUUGUGAUUUAUUUUUCUUUCCUCAGAGUAUAGAUUUGGAUGUAAAUGUAUGAUACACUCUUAACAUCACUGUUGCCUGGGAAGUAAAUAAACACAAUGAGAACCAG